Molecule: messenger RNA, 1044 nt
Organism: Microplitis demolitor
Lineage: Eukaryota; Metazoa; Arthropoda; Insecta; Hymenoptera; Braconidae
Product: voltage-dependent anion-selective channel
Exons: 6
Coding region: 113-964 (283 amino acids)
Biological process (GO): monoatomic anion transmembrane transport
Cellular component (GO): mitochondrial outer membrane
Molecular function (GO): voltage-gated monoatomic anion channel activity
Source: RefSeq, a predicted model, not a curated record
CUACCGUGGGAGUAAUUUCCUUGGCCGGCAGAUCGUUCAUCAUUGCGCGCACGCAGUUUUGUGAAUAUACGAGUUUUCUUGCACACCAGCUGGUUUUUUAAUUAAAAUUACAAUGGCUCCUCCAACGUACGGUGAUUUGGGAAAGAACGCCCGUGAUGUCUUCGGCAAAGGGUAUCACUUUGGUUUACUUAAGCUCGAUGUCAAGACAAAAACCGAGUCGGGUGUCGAGUUUUCCAGCGGAGGAUUCUCGAACCAGGACACUGGAGUCGUUGUAGGCAACUUGGAGACCAAGUACAAGAUCAAAGAGUACGGGUUGACUUUCACUGAGAAGUGGAAUACGGAUAAUCUUCUGGGGACAGAUGUUACUAUUGCUGACAAACUUCUUCAGGGUCUUAGUAUUGGAUACAGUUGUACCUUUUCGCCCCAAACUGGGAGCAAGACUGGAAAAUUGAAGACUACAUACAAACAUGAAAAUGUAUCAGCCACAGCUGAUUUCGAUCUAAGCUUAAAUGCUGCUCCAUUGAUUCAUUCAACAGCUGUAAUCGGUUACCAAGGAUGGCUCGCUGGUUAUCAGACAUCAUUUGAUGCUCAAAGAAGCAAGAUAACCAAGAACAACUUUGCCUUGGGUUUCACGGCAAAAGACUUUGGUGUCCACACUUCCGUGAACAACGGCCGCGAGUUCAACGGAUCCAUCUACCACAAAGUGAAGCCAGGAUUGGAGGGCGCUAUCAGUAUUGCGUGGAAUUCAAGCAACAAUGCUACGCAGUUUGGACUUGGUACCAAGUACGAUCUUGACAGUGACGCUUGUGUCAGAGCCAAGGUUAAUUCCCAGCUCCAAAUUGGUUUGGGAUACCAGCAAAAAAUGCGCGAGGGCGUUACUCUCAGUCUCUCCACAAACAUCGACGGAAAAAACUUCGGCUCUGGUGGCCACAAAAUUGGUUUGGCUUUCGACCUCGAAGCUUAAAUCGUUUAAUGUAUUUUGUCAAUCUUAUUAACACCAACAACAAACAAUAUCAAUAAAAAACUCAUUUUGUCCCAUUUAAA